Fusarium venenatum is the source of this 1011-nucleotide messenger RNA. RefSeq names its product chaperonin 10-like protein. Gene Ontology annotation, molecular function: oxidoreductase activity, acting on NAD(P)H. The record is from RefSeq and is a predicted model, not a curated record. Lineage: Eukaryota; Fungi; Ascomycota; Sordariomycetes; Hypocreales; Nectriaceae.
AUGCCAGAGAACAAGGCCGCAUACCUCGUUGCCGUCAAUACCCCCCUCGAGCUCAGAUCAGCUCCAUAUCCUGAACCUCAAGACGACCAAGUCAUAGUAAAGAAUCAUGCAAUCUCCCUUAACCCAGUCGACUGUGCGCAGCAGAAACUAGGCACUCUCUUUCCAUGGCUCAAGUUUCCAGCUAUACUAGGCUGCGAUGUCGCUGGACAAGUCAUAGCUCUUGGCUCUGGUAUCACCAAGUUCAAAGUUGGUGAUCGCGUCGCUGGCUACAACAUGGGUACUUUCCAAGAGUACGUCCCCGUGAGAGAACACUCUUGCGCCAAAAUACCGGACAAUAUCAGCUACGAACAAGCAGCUGUACUUCCUCUGUGCUUGAGUGUUGCUGUGAAAGCGCUGUUUCAUCCGGAAUAUUUGGCGCUUGAUCUUCCUACCCCUGAUACCAAAGCCAGCGGGAAGGUUAUUCUUGUCUGGGGUGGAUCGACCAGUGUUGGUUGUAACAUCAUUCAGCUUGCCAAAGCAGCUGGAUUCGAAGUCAUAACCACCGCAUCGCCCAGGAACUUUGACUACCUCAAGAAACUUGGUGCUAGCCACGUCUUUGACUACAACUCGUCCUCUGUUAAGCAAGACCUUCUUACCGCAGUCCAGGGGAAGACAGUCGCUGGAUCUAUUUCAAAUGGAGGUUUAGAUGUUUCACAGUACGCUUCAAUCGUUGAAGCUUGCGCCGCUGUCGCUCUGAGCUCGCCGGAUAAUUGCAAACUGGUUCCUUUGACGAUGGUACCUCGCUUCCCGUUACCAGAAGGUGUCGAGACGAAGUUUGUCGUGCCACUAUCGACUGACAAAGAACUCUCUUCCUGGGUUUAUAACGAUUACAUCUCGGGGGAGUUGGCAAAAGGUACCUUUAUACCAGCUCCAGAGCCAAAGAUUGCCGGGCAUGGACUUGACUCUCUUCAGGCUGCUAUGGAUAUUCUUGAUGCUGGAGUAUCAGCGACGACGAUUGUGGUCACGAUGUAG